Molecule: messenger RNA, 654 nt
Organism: Penicillium robsamsonii
Lineage: Eukaryota; Fungi; Ascomycota; Eurotiomycetes; Eurotiales; Aspergillaceae
Exons: 1
Coding region: 1-654 (217 amino acids)
Source: RefSeq, a predicted model, not a curated record
AUGUCAGGCAAUACAAGCAGCGGCCCUGGUACCAUCCCGAGACAAGUCGCAAGACAAAUUAGGCAACAGAGCCAAACCCGAGGGCGUUCAGCAGGACGAUCCGGCCCAUCGAACUCUCAAACCAGUAGCCACCGAGCUGCUCCAUAUCAUAGCCCUAUCCGUUCUGGUAUGGGCAGCAGUCGCUAUGCCACUGCCUCAACUGAUGAGGAAGAAUCAUUUGAACCCGAUCUCAUGGAACUUGAUCCGAUGGAAAUCGACACCCCCGCCCAAGAGCCUGCACCAGCCAUCGCAGCGACUCGCAUGACCGAAGAACCUACCGAGAAUGGCAUCUACCGGCAUCUCUUUUACAUCCCCAUUCGAUCUCGCCCUAUGCCGACUCUAGACCUUGACGUGCUAACUGCCGCUCGGGCUGAAUUGACUCGUCUUCAGAGGGCGGGGAUGCCAAUUAUGGACGCACUUCUUGAGCGACCUGCACCUCAUGUCUACAUCCGUAUUGAUACUGACCAGCCCAACCGUGAUCACGCCAUUACUGAUGCCAAUCUUCGGAUGGGUACCAUGCAGGACAUGAUUCGAGAUGGCUUCGGCUGGUUUACGGGCUUGCCUUACCGCCAUCCACAUUUCGAAGUCAAGUUUCUUCGUGGUCGACGCCUCUAG